GGACCCAGGACCCAGCCCGAGGGGCGGCAUCCCCUCCACCUGGAUGACUUGGACGGGAAGGGCAGGGACGCUGCCUGACGUCUGCUCUCCGCACUUGGCCGCCGCGAGGGGCUGGCCCUUGGGGACACGCAGGCGUCUGCGCGUCCCGGGGCGGGGGCUCGGGAGGGGCCGCCAGGCAGGAAUCCUGGUAAAGACCAAGGAGCUCUCUGGCAGGCCUGGCCCGGACUCAACUUUGAAAGGAACCCUCGGGGCUGUUCUUUUUGAAGGUCUCCCAUUUAUGGAGUGUGUGCUUGAGCAAUUUAGGACGCAGUAUGCAUAAUACCGAAUUCCAGGCUCCCCACGGAGAGACUGAAAACAAGAAUACCAGUGGCCAGAUUCUUAAAGCUCUAGAUCCUUGUUCUGCUUACAUCAGUUUGAAUGAGCCGUGGAGGAACACGGAGCAUCAAUUUGAUGAGUCUCAAGGUCCCCCUCUUUGUGACAACCAUGUGGAUGGGGAGUGGUACCGCUUCACGGGAAUGGCAGGGGAUGCCAUGCCCACCUUCUGCAUACCAGAAAACCACUGUGGAACCCAUGCUCCCGUCUGGCUCAAUGGCAGCCACCCUCUAGAAGGUGAUGGCAUCGUACAACGCCAGGCCUGUGCAAGCUUCAGUGGAAACUGCUGCCUCUGGAACACCACGGUCGAGGUCAAGGCUUGCCCAGGAGGCUACUAUGUGUAUCGUCUGACCAAGCCCCGCGUCUGCUUUCAUGUCUACUGCGGUCAUUUUUAUGACAUCUGCGACGAGGACUGCCAUGGCAGCUGUGUGGACACCAGUGAGUGCACGUGCUCUCCAGGGACUGUGCUAGGCCCCGACAGGCAGACAUGCUUCGAUGAAAAUGAAUGUGAGCAAAACAAUGGUGGCUGCAGUGAGAUCUGUGUAAACCUGAAAAAUUCGUAUCGCUGUGAGUGUGGGGUUGGCCGCGUGCUAAGAAGUGAUGGCAAGACGUGUGAAGACAUUGAAGGAUGUCACAGUAACAAUGGUGGCUGCAGCCACCUUUGCCUCGUGUCCGAGAAAGGCUAUCAGUGUGAAUGUCCCCGGGGCUUGGUGCUGUCUGAGGAUAACCACACAUGCCAAGUCCCCGUGUUGUGCAAGUCGAAUACCAUUGAAGUGAGCAUCCCCAGGGACCUGGUUGGCGGUCUGGAGCUCUUCCUGACCAACACCUCCUGCCGAGGAGUGUCCAAUGGCACCCACGUCAACAUCCUCUUCUCCCUCAAGACCUGUGGCACAGUGGUUGAUGUGGUAAAUGACAAGAUUGUGGCAAGCAACCUUGUGACAGGUCUACCCAAGCAGACCCCAGGGAGCAGCGGGGACAUCAUCAUCCGAACCAGCAAAGUGCUGAUCCCAGUGACCUGCGAGUUUCCACGCCUGUACACCAUUUCAGAAGGAUAUGUUCCCCACCUUCGAAAUUCCCCACUGGAAAUCAUGAGCCGCAGUCACGGGAUCUUCCCAUUCACUCUGGAGAUCUUCAAGGACAAUGAGUUUGAAGAGCCUUACCGGGAAGCUUUGCCCACCCUCAAGCUUCGAGACUCCCUGUACUUUGGCAUUGAGCCUGUGGUGCACGUGAAUGGCUUAGAAAGCCUGGUGGAGAGCUGCUUUGCCACCCCCACCUCCAAGAUUGACGAGAUCUUGAAGUACUACCUCAUCCAGGAUGGCUGUGUUUCAGAUGACUCCGUGAAGCAGUACACGUCCCGGGACCACCUAGCAAAGCACUUCCAGGUCCCUGUCUUCAAGUUCGUGGGCAAAGACCACAAGGAAGUGUUUCUGCACUGCCAGGUCCUCGUCUGUGGACGGCUGGAUGAGCAUUCCCGCUGUGCCCAGGGCUGCCACCGGCGGAUGCGGCGUGAGGCCGUGGAAGGAGAGGACGUAGCUGGUCCACGGAGCCAGAUGCUGACAGGUGGCCCGAUCGGCAUCGACUGGGAGGACUAGAACCGCCCAACACCCGACUCCUGGCUCCUGGUUCCACCUCUUUGGAACUUCCCCCUCUGAGAAAACAUCAGUCAACACCUCAGAACAUGGCACUUCUUUAAACCUCAUACUGUGGGUUUAGACUCCCAGAACUGACUCAUUCUGAUUCUGGCCCCUGGGUUGGGAAAGAUCACUUCACUGCUGACUGACCUGGCCCACGUGGGGCUUCAUCCUCCUGACGUUGAAAGCUACACUGUCCCUUCAGAAAGCAGCUCACCCCAUUUCCCACAUUUCUUUCCUACAAUGAAACAACUAGUGUAGGAUGCAAUAGGACCGUUACAAUCAAAAGUUCUGCAUGAUAUUUCAAACUACGAACUUAAAUUAAAUAGUUGCUUGAAAUUAUGACUCAAAUAUCCAACGACUCCUUCAAUAUGUAAAUAAUAAUGAUACCCUGAAAUUUCAAUUCAAACACAGAAUAGUUAUAGGAGAUUUGGAAGUUCCUCAAUGUAAGUAUGUACUAAAAAUACUUUUUGAUUUUUCUCUUGCAUGAUGUUUUCUUUUGAUGUUUUUAUAUUAUCUUAAGUGAAAUAUUUUCAAUUAAUAACUAUUAACAAAUUUAUUAACAUGCAGGGCACCUGGGUGGCACAGUCAGUUAAGUGUCCAAACUCUUGGUUUUACCUCAGGUUGUGAUCUCAGAAUCGUGAGAUCGAGCCCCGAGUCAGGCUCCAUUCAACAUGGAGUCUGCUUGAGAUUCUCUCUCCCUCUGCC
This is a messenger RNA of Ailuropoda melanoleuca (giant panda), 2711 nucleotides long. RefSeq names its product oncoprotein induced transcript 3 (gene OIT3). The transcript is spliced from 9 exons. NCBI's taxonomy places the organism in Eukaryota, Metazoa, Chordata, Mammalia, Carnivora, Ursidae. The record is from RefSeq and is a predicted model, not a curated record. Gene Ontology annotation, molecular function: calcium ion binding. Bases 312 to 1964 code for a protein of 550 amino acids.